Molecule: messenger RNA, 3182 nt
Organism: Tigriopus californicus
Lineage: Eukaryota; Metazoa; Arthropoda; Copepoda; Harpacticoida; Harpacticidae
Product: serine/threonine-protein kinase tricornered-like
Exons: 8
Coding region: 708-2642 (644 amino acids)
Biological process (GO): intracellular signal transduction; peptidyl-serine phosphorylation
Molecular function (GO): ATP binding; protein serine/threonine kinase activity
Source: RefSeq, a predicted model, not a curated record
GCAGUAAUGCGGAAGCAUGAAAAGCAAUUUUAUUUUCCUGGAUUGUGGUCUGAUUGAGAUCUUGUUAUUUGUUGCUUAGAACGACGCUUGAUCAAAGAAACGGAUGACUCGACUCCUGGAGUGUAAAUUACACCUUCCCCUUGAGCUGAGGCAGUCUUCAUGCAUCAACUGACUUUAAAGCACUUUCAGUUGCUUUGGCCGGCCUCAUCUCGCAAAAUGGCGAUCAAAAUGCCACUUCGUUAUGGAAUAUUUCGGUUGAAGCGAAUCUCCUCGAUGAGCGGUGGAGGCGUUGUUACACCUCAUUCUGCCAAUGUGGAUACUGCACCUUCUUUGGACUUGAGUAGAAAAGACUCAUGUGCAUUGAGUAAUGCAAUGUGGGUUGGAAUUAUGCCUGUCAUCGGCAGAGCUCAACAUUGAUAAGCGAGAUAAGGGAGAUAGAUUUGCCUUGAGCCCUUACUUCAAAUCAGUUUCCUUGUCUGAGCUCACAUCGAAUGUGUUGAUGUGUCAAGGAAACAAUUGGAAGACCCCUCUUCUACUUUCGCCGACGAAGGCCUCGAGGGAAACGAAUUUUAAAGUUCGCCUCCAUUGGUAAUUCAAUAUCAAGCACAUUGAUUUCUGGGUCAGGACAAGGGUUUUCCAUUACUAGAAGUAAUGGACCUCCAAAUGGGUGGAGCUGAUUAUCACCCGAGGUUACCCUAAACGAUACAAUGGUGAGCCUUCUCCGCAAGUGGUUUCUUUGGCGAAAUAAGCACCAAAAUGGCGAUGAGGUGACUAGACAAACAUCUCGGACAUCCACGUUGGUUGAGGCUGAAGGUGAAGAGGAUGAAUUGCUUGGCACUCAACCAUCUGGUAGUCAUAAGCAAUUGACUGAGUCGGAAUCAAAACGUGUUCAGAGACAAUCAAUGCGACGAAAAUUUAAGAAAAACCAGAGGAAUAGCAGCAAGAAGGUGAAGAGAGUGAGCUUCCGUAAUGGGUAUAAUAGCAUAGCUCCUGAAGUGCGACAUCAUUCCCUAAGCCGGGUCAUUGAAGUGCUAGACCAGUGUGAGAGUAGUUCUUUAAACCACGGCGUUAGGAAGAAAAAGACUCGAAACUUUUUGCUGGAUAGGAUUGCCAAAAUUUUGCAAUUUCAACGGCGGACAGUGGUUGGUCAAAGCCCUGCUCAAGGCAUGCUCAGCCCAAUGACCUCCGCCUCGGAGAACGACCUCAAUUGUACCCCCUCGUCUCCGUCAAUAUCGCCUUAUCGGUUCUCCGGCCACACCCUGGAUAAGGCUACCAAGGCCAAAGUAACCCUGGAAAACUAUUACAGCAAUCUCAUCUCACAACACAAAGAGAGAAAACACAGGUUGGAACUUCUAGAAGAAUCCCUCAAAGACGAUUCGAUAAGUGACGAUCUCAAGGAUGAGAAGCGGGUUCAACAUGCGGCCAAGGAGACCGAAUUCCUUCGCUUGAAACGCUCAAGAUUGGGCGUGGACGACUUUGAUCCAAUCAAAGUCAUUGGGAAAGGGGCAUUUGGAGAGGUUCGAUUGACCCAAAAGAUUGAUACUGGUCACGUGUACGCCAUGAAGAUUCUUCGGAAAGCUGAUAUGGUCGAGAAGGAGCAGAUUGCUCAUGUCAGAGCGGAAAGAGAUGUGUUGGUGGAGGCGGAUCACACUUGGAUUGUCAAGAUGUAUUAUUCCUUCCAAGAUCCCAUCAAUCUUUAUUUAAUCAUGGAAUUCUUACCAGGAGGUGAUAUGAUGACCCUUCUAAUGAAGAAGGACACUUUGUCAGAGGAUUGCACUCAGUUCUAUAUUGCGGAAACAGCCUUGGCCAUUGAUUCCAUCCAUAAAUUAGGAUUCAUUCAUAGAGAUAUCAAGCCCGAUAAUCUGUUGUUGGAUGCCCGUGGGCACCUUAAGUUGUCAGACUUUGGCCUUUGCACGGGCCUCAAGAAGUCACAUCGGACAGAUUUCUACCGCAAUCUCUCCAAGGCCAAACCCACGGACUUCACCUCUCAUCACUUAUCCAAUCCCAUGGAUUCCAAGCGAAAAGCGGAAUCCUGGAAGAGGAACAGGCGGCAGCUGGCUUAUUCCACCGUGGGAACCCCCGACUACAUUGCUCCAGAGGUUUUUCAACAGAAUGGAUACUCGUCGGCUUGUGAUUGGUGGUCCUUGGGUGUGAUCAUGUAUGAGAUGCUGAUUGGGUAUCCACCAUUUUGUAGCGAGAACCCACAAGAAACGUACCGCAAGAUCAUGAACUGGAAGGAGACCCUCGUGUUUCCGCCAGAAGUGCCCAUCUCAGAGGCGGCAAAAAUCACCAUAAUGAAAUUCUGUUGUGAGGAAGAAAAACGAGUCAAGACCUUGGAUGAUAUCAAGAAAUUGCCCUUCUUCUUGGGUGUGGAUUGGGGUCACAUCCGUGAUCGGCCGGCCGCCAUCCCAGUCGAGGUCAAGUCCAUCGACGACACUUCCAACUUUGAUGACUUCCCGGACGUGGAUCUGAAGAUCCCCAUGCCUUACAACAAUAACAAUCAAGCCCAGAGCUCCUCGUCGUCACCCAAUGAUAACUCCUACAAGGACUGGGUCUUCAUCAAUUACACCUUCAAGCGCUUCGAAGGCCUCACACAACGUGGGCCUCUCAUCCCGUCACGGCUUCUGGGAGCGGCUAAAUGAAUCGUGAGCCCUUAGGCUCGGUCUCGAGUUCCAUGCGGGUGUCAUGUCAACAAGCAAACGGAAACUUCAAACAAAAGCCUUGUCAGUGCAUUUCCACCAGGGAAUGCAUUCCUUCUUUUAGGGUUCAGCUCAUGUUAGUGCGUCAGCGUUAUUGUAAAACUCAUACAAGUUACUUGAUUUGUGAUAAAAUUGUUCUACAACCGUUCAACAAUCCGAGGUUUUUCAGUUGCGUUCUCAAUUGAAGCAACUCGAGUGAAACGAGACUGCUCAGAGCAGCUGACGAAACAAAAUCAAUAUGGGACAAAAAAUGAAUCGGAUAUUUUCACGCAAGACUCACCCAACUUGUCCUCCCUCUCUCCUGAUCCUUAUCCAAACACACAGAGUUCUACUAGAUGAAGACAAUUCCUAUAGUUUAAACAAGAGUGUUAUGAUUCUUGUAGGAUUAUUGCAAUUACCUUAUUACAUACAGCAUAACUAUUAUUAACAUUUCAAGUUGUCAUUGCAUAUCACCAAUAAAUUAUUUUUUUGUGACAGACAAAA